AUGCCUCAUAGAUUUGUGAAGCGCUCUCCAAAUGUGCGUGUCAUCCUGGACUGCACAGAAGUUGCUUUAGAGGGGGCAUCAUCACUAACUUUACAGUCUGAAACCUUCUCUGCGUACAAGAACCGCACCACUCAGAAAGGGCUGAUCGGAGUUGCUCCCAAUGGGUUGGUGACGUUUAUAUCACAGCUGUACACUGGCUGCAUCUCCGACAAAGAGAUCACUAAAAUCAGUGGAAUUCUUCCGCUGCUGGAGCCAGGAGAUGAAGUCAUGGCAGAUAAGGGCUUCCUCAUUCAAGACCUCCUUGAUGAAGUUGGGGCCAAACUCACAAUGCCACCUUUUCGACAUCCUGUCCAAAUGGGGGUGAUUCUGAUGGGUCAUACACCCUGCCAUCAGGACUUGCCCCAAGAUGUGGUGCCCCGGGGUGAAUGA
Messenger RNA from Knipowitschia caucasica, 429 nucleotides. The record is from the annotation of a GenBank genome assembly. NCBI's taxonomy places the organism in Eukaryota, Metazoa, Chordata, Actinopteri, Gobiiformes, Gobiidae.